Molecule: messenger RNA, 339 nt
Organism: Rotaria sordida
Lineage: Eukaryota; Metazoa; Rotifera; Eurotatoria; Philodinida; Philodinidae
Source: the annotation of a GenBank genome assembly
AUGUUAACAACAAGAAUUAAUAAUAAAAAUUUCGAUGCAAAUUGUAUAACAAUGGAUACAGUUAUUAAUCCAAUAUCUCCAUAUGAUCGUUCUAUUUCACCAUCUGUUAUAUCUAUUGAUAUGACACGAAUCUCAUCAUUUGAAAAUGACAUUAAUAAUAAAACAAAUUCUUCUGAUACAAAUAUUUAUCAAACUGAAUGGAAACAUAGUUUAAAACAAAUAAUGAUGAGUAAAAUACCAUUGAUUGAAAAAAAUGUUAUUUCUGUAAUUGAACUUCCUUCAUUACAAUCAAAUUUAGUUUCAUCAAAAUCAUUAUUUUCAACAAUAAUAUUUAUAUGA